AUGACCGUCGCGCAACAGUCGAUCCCUCGUGGGAGCGAUUCUCCGCGCAUCACCUCAAAUCCCGCCGGUCGUUUCGGGCUGCAUCUGAUUCAAGGCGACGCCUUCGACCCCCGGCCGCAAGACUCGUCGAACACGCCCGUAUCAUUCGCUGACUCGCUGGCAGCCAUGGAUGACUCCGUUGAGCGCGCUCUCUACGCUGACGUCAUCGCCGCGAUGACCGACGCGCGCGCAAAAUUGUCGUGCGACGACAUCCCGUCGCAGGAGCUGCGAGGGAGCAGCCUGAACGCGGCGGUCGCAGGGCGACUGCGUGCGAUGGGGUACGACGCGGCGGUUUGCGCGACGCAGUGGGACACCUCUCCCACCAUUCCCGAGGCCUCCCCUCCUCCCACCUUCACACGAACCGCUCCCCCCAGCAUUGUCACCCGCGCCUCCCCUUUCCUGACUAGCGCCUCCUCCGCUUCCGUCAACGGCGCUUCCGCCGCCCCCGCUUCCGCCGCCGUCCCCCAGCGUUUCAUCAUAGACGUUGAUUUCCGCGCGCAGUUCCAGAUCGCACGGCCCACGCGCGAGUACGCGGCGGCGCUCGAAUCCACGCCGUUGAUCUUCGUCGGGAGGUCGGAGCGGCUGGCGCGGCUGGUGGAGGUGGUAUCUGGCGCGAUGCGCGGGGCUUUAAGGGCGCAAGGCAUGCACGUUCCGCCGUGGCGCAAGUGGGAGUAUCUGCACGCUAAGUGGAUGGCUGCCGUCAGCCAGAGAGUGGUGUGCGAGGCGAAGGGGGUGACUUACGAGAAUUUUCAAAGUGCGAGCGGGGGAGCAGUGGGGGGAGAUAAGGAGAAGGCGCAAGUGGAUGGUGAUGGUUACGCCCGCUUUGUUCCUGCCAGACGGUUCUCUGCCCUCCAGCAGUGCGCCCGAGCAGGGGGGUUUUGA
Molecule: messenger RNA, 921 nt
Organism: Closterium sp. Naga37s-1
Lineage: Eukaryota; Viridiplantae; Streptophyta; Zygnematophyceae; Desmidiales; Closteriaceae
Source: the annotation of a GenBank genome assembly